AUGAUACCAAGACCACCUACAUUACCACCUGGACCUUUAGCACCAACAUUAGGUAUAAAAUCUACUAGGAAUAAGGAUGAAAGUCAAGGAAGUGUUAGAAGUAAAACAAGUCAAACUUCCGAAGGUUUUAGAUUAAUGGACUUAAAUAGUCAAAAUAAUGAGGAAACAGGAAGUGUUUACUCCAUCUACAAGCAAAAAAUAGAUUCAAUGUUCGAAUCAGAUUCCAGUAGUACGAAAAACAGUGUGCAAGCUAAAAUAGAAAAAAUGUUUCAUGAUGUAGCUAAAGACAACGGUAUUCAAAUAGAUGAAAUCGGAGUGCAUACUUUCUCUGUAGACUAUUUAGGAUCAGUGCCACUUAACGACAAAGUUACUAGUUUGUCUGGACUACAAAUACCGUUAAGAGAUUUAUAUUUUAGCUACAAGAGAAUUGUCAAAUCAAAAACCGGGCUAACUGGCAGAUUAGAGAUAUCCAGUAAUGGUUUAAAGGUGCAGUAUCAAGGAGAAAAAGGUGACUUAGAACAACAUAAUUCUUUUCCAACAAUAGCAGUUUGGAGUGCUGUGAAGUUCGUGAUACAAGAAGAUCGAUCUCAACCGAUAUACGCUUUUCUACCUCUAAUCACCGACCCCGAUAAUAUGGACAAACGAUCGUUGUUUCGAAAACUUACCGAAGCUGAGAAAAAGUAUAUUACAACAGAAGCACAUUCGCCUUUAUUCGCUGUUGUUAUGAGAAAAAUUGGAGUACAAAAACAAUUGGAAUGUCACGGAUUUGUCUGUCAAACUUCAGAAGAUGCCAUAGUGAUAGCAGCUACAUUGUAUAAAUCUUUAGUAUCUCACAUGAAAGCAAAAGAAAAACGGCCUAGAAAUAGGAAUGGUGUUACUACUUGUAUGUCCAUAACGUCAAGUGUAAACAGAGAUAAAUCAGGAAAUUCAAUUCCUGUUAGACCACCUCGAAAGAAACGGAGCAAUGCUUCUUCCGUAACAAGCGAAAAUGAUAUUAGUAUACCUGAUACCAAGCCUCUACUGAAUUCUCAUAGACUUCCCAAAAAAAGUACGAAGACAAAAAGAGCACCGACAGUUCCUGAACCUAAAAAAGAAGAUUUAAAUGCUAUUGUACCCUAUGAAGAGCCAAUCAAACCAGAAACUAAUAGAAAAAAAGAGUUUCAUGAAAUUAAACCAAAAACAUUUACGGAUAAACUUAAUACUUACAUGAGUAGAGAGCAGAAACAGCUACAUGCAGAAAUAAAACAAGUGAUGAAUGAUGGAGGAAAGAAUUGUUUGAAGAAGGUGAUGAGAAAAAAUGAAGAUGCCAUAAGAAAAGCAGAGAAUUCUGGUGAUAUCUUAACAAAAGUGACCAUUCCUAGAUCUGGUAGCUUUUUAAACACUGGAGGUUUGACGAAAUACAAGAAUAAAGGUUCAAGAAGUAAUGACCAAGGUAAUGGAGGAUCUCCAUUGGGUUUUAAAGAAAUAUUUAACGAGCUUUCCCUUCAAGAAGGUCUCCACUCCUUAGACGACAUUCUAAGCGUCAUAAUCGACCCUGAAGGAAUGUCCUUUAAUGAUCUCAAACCUAUUUACAAAGAAUUUCUUCUGAAGCUUUCCGUAACACUCACCAAAGAUGAACUAUAUCAAAGAGCAAAAUCCAUAAUGAGAAGACAGAAAAAAAAGUUGUUAAGAAAAGCUCCUCAACAAAAAGAUAGAGUUAGCAUCGGUGGGAAGUUUAGGAGAUUAAAACAUAUAUUCCAAAAGAAUUUUAAAUUAACUCUUAAAAAGAAGAUAAAACAGGUAGAUAAAAAUAAUAUUAAGACAGAAAGCUCCAUAUCUACAUCUUCCUAUGACACAAGGCAAUUCCAACCCAAAGAAGAGAAUAUUCCGAACAGAAAACAACAUCAAAAGAAAAAAAUUCGGAGGGACCGAGCGAGCACCAGCGAAGAAAGCGAUUUCUUUUCAUUGAGAAAGAGCAGAAGCAGAUCUCAGGGAUUUAGCUUACUGCACAAUCAAAACAGGAACUCUUCUUCUGGGUACGUGUCUUGCUCCGAAUGCUCUUAUGAUUCUGAUACUUGUACCUGUGUAUCAGCCGAUAAGUGUUAUUGCAGCUUAGGGCAGAAGGAUACUUCAAGAAGGUCGAGAUGUGGCAGAAAAAAUUCAGUAGUUUACUGCGAAUGUGAUACUGAUUCUUGUACGGAAAGUAACAAGUGUUAUUGUCCGAAUAUAUGUUAUAAUCCGGCUACUAUAGACCCUAUUUGUGAGAGGGGCUUCACUCAAGACUCAGACCAUCAUCGACAUAAUAAACUUUGUAAGAAGAAGUCAAAUACAAAGAGUACGAAAAGCUUGGAAUAUUUUUUGAAUCCUCCUGAAAAGUACUAUGAGAAAUUGAAAAGUCGGAAUACUCAGUCUUUGGUGUCCUUAGAAGAAAAUGUGAUUUAUCGUUUUAUUUCAGAUGGCCGAACAGUCCAGUCAACAGCGAUUUCUUCCGGUGUUUGUACAGAAGCCCUUUCAGUUAAAAAAUCCGCAGAGAUAGCAGCUCUCUUCUCGGACAUAAAACUGAGCCAAACAACGGAUAUAGCCCAUUUAAAUUCUGAAAAUAUCGACUCUGCAUCAAUAGUAUCAUCAAAAAAUUCUUGCAACAAAAUUGCUUCCAGAGGAAUGUCUUCUGUCCGAAGUGGAUCACAUUCCAGUAAAAAUGGCAAGCUGAAUAUGUAUAGUGCUAAAAACGGUUUGUAUACAAUCCAGAGUCAAUCUGAUGAAUCAAGAAGGUCGAGUUCUUGUGAGGGUAAAAAAUUGGAAAAUAGAGCAUAUCUUGAUUUGAGAAAUGAAGUAGAAAGAAAUAUGAGAAACGUUAGUAGUAAUAUCGAAAACUCUUUAGGAUAUUUACCUUAG
Diorhabda carinulata is the source of this 2874-nucleotide messenger RNA. RefSeq lists its product as uncharacterized. The coding region runs from base 1 to 2874 and encodes 957 amino acids. Lineage: Eukaryota; Metazoa; Arthropoda; Insecta; Coleoptera; Chrysomelidae. The transcript is spliced from 12 exons. The record is from RefSeq and is a predicted model, not a curated record.